Molecule: messenger RNA, 2113 nt
Organism: Erythranthe guttata (spotted monkey flower)
Lineage: Eukaryota; Viridiplantae; Streptophyta; Magnoliopsida; Lamiales; Phrymaceae
Gene: CPN60A
Product: chaperonin-60alpha
Biological process (GO): protein refolding
Molecular function (GO): ATP-dependent protein folding chaperone; ATP binding
Source: RefSeq, a predicted model, not a curated record
CUCUCUCUAUAAACCCUAGUCUUUACAUCUCUACUCUUUGCACAUUUCUCUCUCUACUUCCUCUCUCUUAUCCACUCCUCUGCAGAGAUAACUCACCACGAAAAUGGCUUCAGCUAACGCAGUUUCUACAGCCUCCAUCCUUCCUUCGCCUUCCAAGCAAUCGGGAUUGAAGAACAGGAAAGUUAGCCAAUUGAGGCAGGGGCAGAAUUUCGGUUCGAAGCAAGCGAAGAAUCGGUUUGUGGUGAGGGCCAAUGCUAAGGAAAUUGCGUUUGACCAGAAGUCAAGGUCUGCGAUGCAGGCUGGUAUUGACAAGCUCGCCGAUGCUGUCGGUCUUACUCUUGGCCCUAGGGGAAGAAAUGUUGUCCUGGACGAGUUCGGUGCCCCAAAGGUGGUUAACGAUGGUGUCACAAUUGCACGUGCCAUAGAGUUACCCGAUGCCAUGGAAAACGCCGGGGCUGCUUUGAUUAGGGAGGUUGCCAGCAAGACAAACGACUCUGCUGGUGAUGGAACCACCACAGCAUCCGUUCUUGCUCGUGAAAUUAUCAAACUCGGCCUUUUAAGUGUUACGUCCGGUGCGAAUCCAGUCUCGUUGAAGAAGGGAAUCGAUAAAACUGUGGUCGGUUUGAUUAACGAGCUCGAAAACAGAGCCAGGCCCAUUAAGGGUCGUGACGAUAUCAAAGCUAUUGCUACAAUUUCUGCUGGAAACGACGAGAGCAUUGGAGCAAUGAUUGCUGAUGCAGUUGACAAGGUGGGACCCGACGGUGUUCUGUCCAUUGAGUCAUCGUCUUCAUUUGAGACCACCGUUGAUGUAGAAGAGGGAAUGGAGAUCGAUAGAGGAUAUAUAUCACCACAAUUUGUGACCAACCCAGAAAAGCUACUUGUUGAAUUCGAGAAUGCGAGAGUAUUAGUUACCGACCAGAAGAUUUCUUCGAUCAAGGACAUUAUUCCCUUGUUGGAAAAGACCACUCAGUUGAGAUCACCUUUGCUCAUAAUCGCAGAAGAUGUCACUGGAGAGGCUUUGGCCACUCUUGUUGUGAACAAGCUCAGAGGAAUCUUGAAUGUGGCUGCGAUCAAAGCACCUGGUUUUGGAGAAAGGAGAAAAGCCCUUCUUCAAGAUAUCGCCAUUUUGACUGGAGCUGAAUAUCAAGCUUCUGAUUUGGGCUUACUUGUGGAGAACACCGAUGUGGACCAAUUGGGUAUAGCAAGAAAGAUAACAAUAAGCAAAGACUCUACAACCAUAAUUGCUGAUGCUGCAUCCAAGGAUGAGUUGCAGGCUAGAAUUGCCCAACUGAAAAAGGAGUUGUCCGAGACUGACUCGGUUUACGACUCUGAGAAACUUGCCGAGAGAAUUGCUAAAUUGUCCGGUGGUGUUGCUGUAAUUAAAGUUGGUGCUGCAACUGAGACCGAGCUGGAGGACCGUAAACUUCGUAUUGAGGAUGCCAAAAAUGCAACUUUUGCUGCUAUCGAGGAAGGCAUUGUGCCAGGUGGUGGUGCCGCAUUGGUGCAUCUCUCGACUUGUGUUCCUGCAAUAAAGGACACUAUUGAGGAUCCCGAGGAGAAACUCGGUGCUGAUAUUAUCCAAAAGGCCCUGAUAGCACCAGCGGCCUUGAUAGCCCAAAACGCCGGAGUAGAAGGUGAAGUGGUGGUGGAGAAAAUAAGGGCAAGCGAAUGGGAGUUUGGGUACAACGCAAUGACAGAUGUGUACGAGAAUUUGGUGGACGCAGGUGUCAUUGACCCAGCUAAGGUCACCCGUUGUGCGCUGCAGAAUGCCGCCUCUGUCGCCGGAAUGGUGCUCACCACACAGGCCAUUGUUGUCGAGAAAGCUAAGCCCAAAUCUGCUGCAGCUGCUGCCGCCGCCGCCCAAAACGGUAUCGGAAGCUAUUCAGUUUGAUCGGUGAUGGAAGAAUAAUUUGUUUUUUCGUAGCUUUCUUGUUAGGGUUAUUUACGUCGGAGGGAAGUUAAUUUUUGUUCGGACGAGGAAUUGUUAAAUGUAAGAUGUCGUUAAGAACGCAGUUUUGUUAUAUGAUGUCGGAUUUUUCGAGUGUAUGUUGUGGUACUUGCUUACUUACAUUUGAUCAAUAAAGCAAUUGCCAAUAAGGUAGACUUUCUUGAA